This is a messenger RNA of Coregonus sp. 'balchen', 20151 nucleotides long. NCBI's taxonomy places the organism in Eukaryota, Metazoa, Chordata, Actinopteri, Salmoniformes, Salmonidae. The record is from the annotation of a GenBank genome assembly.
GGCUGGCUAGUGGCUCGUGGAGCUGUCUACAGGAAGACAGUGUGGUGUGUUAUAGUUGUGUAUGGUGCUCUGUGUUGGGAGGGAGAAGUAAAGGGGAGGAGAGGCAGAGGCAGUACACCAGAUGAGAGGAGAGAGGACACCCACCGUCCCCGUCAGCACCCCUCUCUGACCAUCAAUCACCCAGGCCAUUGUGGUCCUGUCCAGGGUAGCCUACAGCGCAGCCACCCAGCCCAGCCACCCAGCCAGGCAGGCAGAAGAGAGGAGGGGAGAGAGGGGGCAAGGAGCUGUAGCCUGCAGGGAGAAAGGAAGGGGGGAAACAAUGGCAGCCAGGGAACGGCCUUCUUCGUGUCCCCCUCCCCAGCCGGCGCUGCUGGGAUUGGGGGCAGCGCUGCUCUCCUUCUGCAUCUCCACUGUAUUCUCCCAGGUCCCAGACCCAGAGGUAAGAACGUGUUCGUUCAUACACAUCUCUGUCCACAGAUUGAGGCUCAUCAUCGGGUUACUGCUUACAGAGGUGUGGGUGUCCGUCACACUCGCUCCCUCCACUGUUUAUAGGCUGGUUGCUUGUUUUCAUGUGAUUAAUGAAUGGGGCUUGUUCGCUAUAGAGCUAUAGUGUUGGGCGGCCCCUUAGACAAUAGUCAAUAUACAUGUGUCGUAACAGAAUACUUUGUAAUGGCGUUCUUCCUAGAGUAGCAUGGCGAAGACGGGUUGUUACAGCAUGCACAGAUGUAGUGAUCACCAUAUGCCGCCAUUUGUAUUUUCUAAAACUGGGAGUGAUGCCGUUAGCGCCGGAAUCAGAAAUGAAAUACUGUGGCAGGCAGUUGAGAGCACCACCGCAGAAUAUAGAAGGGAGCUAAUGCAUUGUUUUGAAAUGUGAGACUUCAUGUUAUACCGCAUACAGGGUGUUGUACAAUACAAGCAACACAAUUCCAUGCUAGAUCAGAGAAUAAACAUGAAAGUUCUAGAAAAGUCUGUCUUGAAAUAAUGACAACACAUGCACUGUUAUCGCUGAUGGAUACGCAGACUGUUGAUAGUGUGAAUAAUCACCAGCAGCGUCAGCAGCAUUUGUAGUUUGUGGGCGUUAAGUGAUGAGAUCCUCCAAUGAGGCAGAGUAGCUUUAAUAUUCAUGUAGAUCCCUGUUUUUGCUUCAAUAGACAAACAAAUCAAAUCAAAUCAUAUUGUAUUUGUCACAUGCGCCAAAUACAACAGGUGUAGACCUUACAGUGAAAUGCUUACUUACAAGCCCUUAACCAACAAUGCAGUUUUAAGAAAGAAUACCAAAAGAAAUCACACAAAAAAUACAAUAUAAAAUAAUACGAAAUAAAAGUAACAAAUAAUUAAAUAGCUGCAGUAAAAAUAACAAUAGCGAGGCUAUAUACAGGGGGUACCGAAACCGAGUCAAUGUGCGGGGGCACCGGUUAGUCGAGGUAAUUGGGGUAAAAUGUACAUGUAGGUAGAGUUAUUAAAGUGACUAUGCAUAGAUAAUAAACAGAGAAUAGCAGCAGCGUAAAAGAGGGGUGGGGGGGCAAUGCAAAUAGUCUGGGUAGCCAUUUGAUUAGAUGUUCAGGAGUCUUAUGGCUUGGGGGUAGAAGCUGUUUAGAAGCCUCUUGGACCUAGACUUGGUGCUCCGGUACCGCUUGCCGUGCGGUAGCAGAGAGAACAGUCUAUGACUAGGGUGGCUGGAGUUUUUGACAAUUUUUAGGGCCUUCCUCUGACACCGCCUGGUAUAGAGGUCCUGGAUGGCAGGAAGCUUGGCCCCAGUGAUGUACUGGGCCGUACGCACUACCCUCUAUAGUGCCUUGCGGUCGGAGGCCGAGCAGUUGCCAUACCAGGCAGUGAUGCAACUAGUCAGGAUGCUCUCGAUGGUGCAACUCUAUAACUUUUUGAGUAUCUGAGGACCCAUGCCAAAUCUUUUCAAUCUCCUGAGGGGGAAUAGGCUUUGUCGUGCCCUCUUCAUGACUGUCUUGGUGUGUUUGGACCAUGAUAGUUUGUUGGUGAUGUGGACACCAAGGAACUUGAAGCUCUCUACAGCCCCGUCGAUGAGAAUGGGGGUGUGCUCGGUCCUCUUCUUUUUCCUGUAGUCCACAAUCAUCUCCUUUGUCUUGAUCACGUUGAGGGAGAGGUUGUUGACCUGGCACCACACGGCCAGGUCUCUGACCUCCUCCCUAUAGGCUGUCUCGUCGUUGUCAGUGAUCAGGCCUACCACUGUUGUGUCAUCGGCAAACUUAAUGAUGGUGUUGGAGUCGUGCCUGGCCAUGCAGUCCUGAGUGAACAGGGAGUACAGGAGGGGACUGAGCACGCACCCCUGAGGGGCCCCCGUGUUGAGGAUCAGCGUGGCAGAUGUGUUGUUACCUACCCUUACCACCUGGGGGCAGCCCGUCAGGAAGUCCAGGAUCCAGUUGUAGAGGGAGGUGUUUAGUCCCAGGGUCCUUAGCUUAGUGAUGAGCUUUGAGGGCACUAUGGUGUUGAACGCUGAGCUGUAGUCAAUGAAUAGCAUUCUCACAUAGGUAUUCCUUUUGUCCAGGUGUGAAAGGGCACUGUGGAGUGCAAUAGAGAUUGCAUCAUCUGUGGAUCUGUUGGGGCGAUAUGCAAAUUGGAGUGGGUCUAGGGUUGAUGUGAACCAUGACCAGCCUUUCAAAGCACUUCAUGGCUACAGAUGUGAGUGCUACGGGUCGGUAGUCAUUUAGGCAGGUUACCUUAGUGUUCUUGUGCACAGGGACUAUGGUGGUCUGCUUGAAACAUGUUGGUAUUACAGACUCAGACAGGGAGAGCGUUGAAAAUGUCAGUGAAGACACUUGCCAGUUGGUCAGCGCAUGCUCGGAGUACACGUCCUGUUAAUCCGUCUGGCCCUGCGGCCUUGUGAAUGUUGACCUGUUUAAAGGUCUUAUAGAAGUAAUUUAGCUCGUCUGGUAGGCUCGUGUCACUUGGCAGCUCACAGCUGUGCUUCCCCAAAACUCCAGAGUUCUCUCAUAGUUUUCCCAAGGUGGUCAGCUCCAUAUAUUUGUAUUUAUCAGUCUCUGAUAUUCAGAUGUCGAUUUCAGAAGAUUUCGGCAGAGACUUUAAUAGAGAAUAGGUGACAGAUCCAGUAGGAAAAGCUGAUUCAUUGAUUGUAAUGAAAUUGGAAAUUAGUGAACAAGGUCAAUCAUAACCCACUGGGCACAGAUGUCAUUUCAACGUCUAGUUUUGAUUUACAUUUGGUUGAGUUGUCAACUAACGUGAAUUCAACGUGAAAUCAACAAAAAAUGUCACCAUGUCAUUGGAUUUAGGUUAAAAGUUGGGUGAAAAAAAUAGGAAAUUCCCUUACGUUAAUAACUUUUUUCAAAUCCAAUCAGUUUUCCAUGUUGAUUCAAUGUUUUGUUCUUAAUGUUUUGUAUACUCAGUGUAUCUUCAUUCACUUAGGAGGUAGAUUUCAUUAUGUUCCGAGAGGGAGUUAAGUAAUGGGAAAUCUUAAAGGAGAUGUUUUAUCAUUUAGAUAAUAACAGAGAAAGAGAAACAGCAUGCACAUGACACCUCUCCCGAAUUAUUUGAAUUAUAAUACCCAUGUGAUGUAUACUCGCUUGAAAAACGACAUCAGGUUCGGUUAAAAUAUUAUCUUAGAAAAAAGGGUUCUUUGCGGAGGGAUAGGGUUAUUCUACCAAGAACCGUUUUGAUCAGAAUAACCCUUUUUGGGUUCUUUGUAAGGCAAAGGGUUCUACCUAAAACCUUUUAACAUCAUAAGAACUGUUUUUUGAAGAAAGGGUUCUUUGAUGAUUCUUUGGAAGGCAAGAAUGAUUAUUUGGAAGGCAAGAAGGGUUCUACAUAUUUACAUUUUAGUCAUUUAGCAGACGCUCUUAUCCAGAGGAACUUACAGGAGCAAUUAGGGUUAAGUGCCUUGCUCAAGGGCACAUCGACAGUUUUUUCACCUAGUCAGCUUGGGGAUUAGAACCAGCGACCUUUCGGUUACUGGCACAACGCCCUUAACCACUAAGCUACCUGCCGCCACAUAGAACCAUACAUAAUAUUUCCCAGCAUGCUCUAUUGCAGGGAAAUUUUCAGAAUUGUUUGUUUUACUGUAAUAUCUGUGUUUUUGCAUGUACAUUGAUUGAUUAAUUGUAUAAUUGAAUCUGUUAGUAAUUGGAUUUAUUGCACCAGCUACUGAGAUGGUUGUUCCAGUUUAGAUGAUUGAGGUAGUCUCAGUAUUUAAUCUUCCCUACCCUGGCAGUCAUUCUGAAUGCGGGUUGCGGGUGAGUAACAUUUCCACUUGUUGGAUAUCCUAACUCUGGCUGGAUUCCAAUAGGAAUUACACAUCACUUUAUAAACCAGCAUAAUGUGACUUGCAGGCCUGAUGUGGCCUGUAAACCAGGAGAUUCCUAACACCACUGUGUUAGGGUAUAACUAGGCCCUCAAAGAAAGGCCUUAUGAUAUACAGUUUGUAAUGUAUUGUCAUAACUAAUUAAAUAUUUAAGGCCAAUAAGGCAGGUGGAACCGUUCAUAGAGGAUUCUAGGAAGAACCCUCCUAAGAUAAAAGGGUUCUCGGUAGAGUGUUCUAGGCAGAACCCUUCAUAGAGGGUUCUAGGUAGAACCAUAUACAGGCGGUUCUUUUAAGAACCCUACAUAGAGGGUUCUAGAUAGAAAACUCUGCAAAGGGUUCUACCCAGCACCAAAAAGGGUUCCCCAAUGGGGACAAACCGAAGAACCCUGUAUAGUUCUACUUAGCAUCUUUUUUUCUAAGAGUGUGUUCGUAUUAUGGCAUAAAGUCAAAAUGAUCUCAACUAAGCCUUUCCUGAAUCAGGUUUGACAUUGAAAAUUCAACAACCAUAGCAACUGCAAGCUGCAGCCAGAGUCAACUCUCCCACUGGAUCUGAGUUGUCUCAAUAUGUUUACCAAAGCUAUCUGGCUCAUCCACUAAUCCCACCACAUCAAAUAGGAGAGCGAGAAAGGACAUUUUAGCAUUACAUAAGCAUGUUGAAAUACUAUGAAUUCACUACUUUGAAUUAAGGGCAGCAGAGUUAAAAUCUGUUUCCCCCCUAAAGUGGCAUUACACUUGGGAGUAAAGUCAUGUCAGGCUACAAACCAUUUUCAUCAAAACUCCAUUAUUAGUUUUUGUUUUGGCAACAGGCUCUCCCCCUGAUGGCCUUGGCAGAUAGAACACAUUCUCAUACAGUACACUGCUGACAUUUGGAGAUUUGCUGAGAAGUCAGACAAUGUUAGGCCCAUGACAUCUUGUUAACAUGCUGACUCUCCAAAGCCAAUCAGCUCUAACACGCAGCUCCCAACUGAGCUCAAACACUCAGCCCUGUAAGAUCCUGGCUGAGUCUGAAAUGGAACCCUAUUCCCUGUGCAGAGCCCUAGGGCCCUGAUCGAAAGUAGUACACUACGUAGGUAAUAGAUGGGCUUUGGUCAAAGGUAGUGCACUGUAUUAUAGGGAAUUGGGUGCCAUUUCGGACGCACCCCUGUCUGUCACACUGCAGAUGAGAGACAACAUGUCAAUAAUACUGAGAAAAAUUACAACAUUACAAUUCCAAGAAUUACAAUUCUCUUACAAAAUAUACAGUACCUCAAGGCAAUGGUCUUUCAGUAGUUGGCCUACAAAUCUACAUUUAAAAAAAUAAAAGAUACAUGUAUGUUGUCUAGAAGAGUUUUGCCCAGAGUCAUUUCCUACAUAUGAUUUUAUUUGUUGGUCAAUCCACCAAUGACUAAACAACACAUCUACCUAAAUAACAAUGGCUUCAAGAUGUACAGUAAUCUAUGUUUUGAAAAUGUUAUAGUUGUACAUUGUUCUCAUCCGGUUUAUUGACUGUUAGAUUACAUUGCACCCAAAUGAGGCUGGUGAGGGGAGAAGGACUCAUAAUAAAUGGAGUGAAUGAAUGGAAUGGUAUCACGCCCAUGGAAACCAGUUGUUUGAUGUGUUUGAGACCAUUCCAUUAAUUCUGUUCCAGCCAUUAAUAUGAGCCUGUCCUCCCCAUUUAAAGUGCCACCAGCCACCACUGAAAUGUGCACCGUUGGUCAAAUGCACGACUGUAAUAUAUCCAUCCUGGUCAUUAUUGGAAAAGCACAGAUGCUUGACUCCUCCCUGUCAAGUUUAAUCAAAUUGUACUGAAAAAAUCAAUAGAAAUGUUUUUGCUGAAGGAUAUUAUCCGUCCAUGAAUGUUUCUAAUAUUGCACUCUGAAUUAAAAAACAUAAUGUACUUUUUCACAUGAAAGUCCCAUUUGCUUGAAAGUCAUCUGAACUAAUGCACAAGUGUUUUGGCUUCUUCCCAGAUGUAUUAUUCUAUAAACCGUCUGACCAUUUCAGUGUGAGAUGAGAUUAUUUACAACGUCAGAAAAUGUAAUAAGUGUCCGUGUCCUGACCCAUCAUAUAUUGAUCUGUAGACAUGAACUAUGGGGCUGGGCUGCUAGAUGAAACCAAUGAUUUGUAUAAACACUAGAUAACUAAUAGGGUGCGCUGUGUUGAAGCCACAGUGCCUCAUCUUGGCACUCCCCCACCGUUGUAAAAAAAUAUUUUGGAAGCUAUAGAAAUGCGUUUAUUAAUGUCUGCAUUCGUUUUUGCCACAUUUAUUCCAUUACAGACACCUUAAUGCAUACUUGUAAAUUAUAUUAUGUGAGAUAAACAUACAAAAAGACAAAAAGAAAAAGAAAAAAGUAAUUUCUUAAAGUUUUUUAUUACUAAUAGUGAUGUCCCCACUACAACAAAAAUUAUUUAAAUACAUGUAAUUUUGUCCUUGAAACAUUUAAUUGAAAUACUGUAGAAUUCAAUUUAUUGCUAUUGAAGACUGCUCCUACUUGGGAGUGCCAAUAUGGCUUCAAAGUCUCUCAAUAGCCAAUACAUAGCAUCAGCAAUCCAGUGUUAAUAUAUAGUGCAUUCGGAAAGUAUUCAGACCCCUUCCCUUUUCGUUACGUUACAGCCUUAUUUUAACAUGGAUUAAAUUAAACAUUUUCCUCAUCAAUCUACACACAAUACCCCAUAAUGACAAAGCAAAAACAGAUUUUUAGACAUUUUUGCAAAAUUAUUACAAAUGAAAAACAGAAAUACCUUAUUUACAUAAGUAUACAGACCCUUUGCUAUGAGACUCGAAAUUGAGCUCAGGUGCAUCCUGUUUCAAUUGAUCAUCCUUGAGAUGUUUCUACAACUUGAUUGUCCACCUGUGGUAAAUUCAAUUGAUUGGACAUGAUUUGGAAAGGCACACACCUGUCUAUAUAUGGUCCCACAGUUGACAGUGCAUAUCAGAGCAAAAACCAAGCCAUUAGGUCGAAGGAAUUGUCCGUAGAGCUCCGAGACAGGAUUGUGUCGAGGCACAGAUCUGGGGAAGGGUACCAAACAAAUUCUGCAGCAUUGAAGGUCCCCAAGAACACAGUGGCCGCCAUCAUUCUUAAAUGGAAGAAGUUUGGAACCACCAAGACUCUUCCAAGAGCUAGCCGCCCGGCAAAAACUGAGCAAUCAGGGGAGAAGGGCCUUGGUCAGCAAGGUGACCAAGAACCCGAUGGGCACUCUGACAGAGCUCCAGAGUCCCUCUGUGGAGAUGGGAGAACCUUCCAGAAGGACAACCAUCUCUGCAGCACUCCACUAAUCAGGCCUUAAUGGUAGAAUGGCCAGACGGAAGCCACUCCUCAGUAAAAGGCACAUGCCAGCCUGCUUGGAGUUUGCCAAAAGUCACCUAAAGGACUCUCAGACCAUGAGAAACAAGAUUCUCUGGUCUGAUGAAACCAAGAUUCAACUGUUUGGCCUGAAUGCCAAGCGUCACAAAACCUGGGAUGUUUUUCAGCAGAAGGGACUGGGAGACUAGUCAGGAUCGAGGGAAGGAUGAACGGAGCAAAGUACAGAGAGAUCCUUGAUGAAAACCUGCUCCAGAGCUGUCAGGACCUCAAACUGGGGCGAAAGUUCACCUUCCAACAGGACAAUGACCCUAAGCAUACAGCCAAGACAACGCAGGAGUGGCUUCGGGACAAGUCUCUGAAUGUCCUUGAGUGGCCCAGCCAGAGCCCGGACUUGAACCCGAUCGAACAUCUCUGGAGAGACCUGAAAAUAGCUGUGCAGCAACGCUCCCCAUCCAACCUGACAGAGCUUGAGAGGAUCUGCAGAGAAGAAUGGGAGAAACUCCACAAAUACAGGUGUCCCAAGCUUGUAGCAUCAUACCCAAGAAGACGCGAAGCUGUAAUCGCUGCCAAAGGUGCUUCAACAAAGUACUGAGUAAACAGUCUGAAUAUUUAUGUAAAUGUAUGGUUUAUUUAUUUAUUUAUUUUUUGCAAAAAUGUAUAAAAAUCUGUUUUUGCUUUGUCAUUAUGGGGUAUUGUAACAUAACAAGGCUGUAACGUAACAAAAUGUUGAAAAAGUCAAAGGGUCUGAAUACCUUCCGAAUGCACUGUACAUAAUUGGAUGGGACCCAUCGCUUGUUGUUCCAUUAAACAAGCAUGUCAAUACUAGAGCACCAGGAAGAAUACCUCACUGACUGUGGUGUGAUAGAGGAAUGAGACCCACAGUGUGUGUGUGUGCGUGUGUGCGUGUGUGCAUGCGUGCGUGUGUGUUGUAGGGUAAGUGUGAUGGCUCGCAUUGCCUGCAGUACACCAUGCAGCACGGUAUAGAUUUUCCAACACCUUCCUGAACAAACUGCAAUCACAGCACACUUUUCUUUUCAUAGCCUCUAUUCACAUAAAGGGAUAGUUCACACAAAUGUGUAAGCAGUCUAUGGACAUGGUAUGACAGCAAUCAACGCGUUGGUUUUAUUUCCCUGGCACUGUUUGUUUGUUAGACUGGCUACAGGGUAUAAACUAAACCAAUAUGUAAUUUUGUAAUUUGGGUGAACUAUACUUUUAACAAACAUCUCACACAUGAUAGAUAAUGUAAGGCUCAUCACCAGGCGUUUGAAUUAAUCAUAAUGAUGACUGUAUUAAUAAAACAGCCUAACCUCUGAUUGUAGCCUUAUUGUGAUGUCAAGGAUAUGGACUAGUAACUUUGAGUCAGAUCUAAGAGGGGUUGGCUUAUCUUUCUUGAUUCAUGUCUGUCUGCUAGUGCUGCAUUUCACCCAUUUUCUCAAGACUUAUCUGAAAUAAAAAAAAGUGUUGAAAUGUGAAUCCUCAGACUAACACUAUAACCUUCAACACUUUAGAGACUAUUUUUAGUUUGUUUAUGAUGUUGUAUGAAGUCAGCAAAAAACAUGCUUCCAAUCAUAUCGGAUCAAUAUCUCAAAAACAAUAUCUUAGGAUCGUUGUCACACUAAAGAAGGAGCAUGUUCAGUUUAAAAGUGUCCUUUUCCUCCCCACCAAACGAAAAGUGUUUGGAUCCCUCUAAUUAGGGGGAGAGUGCUUCAUGUUUUUUUCCAUUCACUCUUUGUGCCAAGAUGUGUGAUUCAUUCUCCUCCAUCAGUGCCAUUCACUCAGUGAGGCAAUUAUUUAGUUUUCAUUGUGUUCUUACAGUAUUUCUCAGCAUUCUGUAGCUUUCCAGCGCCUUAUUUCCAGCUUGAGUUUUCAGCAAAAGUUGGGAAAGUCAACAUAAUAUAACAAAUUGGUGGGACAAAAUGACUUAAUACAUUUAAAAACAUGUUUUAGUCAUUUAGCAGACGCUCUUAUCCAGAGCGACUUACAGUUAGUGAGUGCAUACAUUUUUCAUACUGGCCCCCCGUGGGAAACAAACCCACAACCCUGGCGUUGCAAGCACCAUGCUCUACCAAGUGAGCUACAGGAGACAGAUUCUAGUGUUCAAAGUGAUUGGGCAUGACAUGACAAACAUAAUGUUGCUCUUUGUCUGUUUUGUUGCUUGUUGUUCAAUGCUCUUGUUUUUUUUUCUGUUUUUUUCUUAUUCAAAUAGUCAUCUUUCUAUAUCUGUGAAAGAUGGUUGGGAUUCAACCCAUUGUUCUCUAUUGUUGAGGCAAUUUGUGAGGCAGAUUUUAGGCGUGUGCUGGUAGCACUCAUUCACAAGUGGCCUAAGGUUGACUGAGAUAUUCAGAAUAUGAAGGGGUCAUGAGGGGUCACAUCAGACUGGCAUGUUCCAGAUUCUGCAUGAUCUACAAAAUCCUAUUUUUGAGGGUUUUAUUCCAAGUCAAGCCUUUUCUCCCUAAACACACAGUGACAUAAACUUCCCACUGGCCACAGACGUCAAUUCCACGUUGCUUCAAGUCAUUUCAUUGAAAAUUCAACCGGUGUGUGUCCAGUGGGUUGUCUUUUCCAAAUCUGUAUUUCCUCCAGUUGUGUCUCUUCAGAAACUGAAAGGAAGCGAAAACAAUUAUUCUCUCAAUCAGAUUGAUAUUUGCUUCAAUUGCGGUAUUUGUCCAAAUUGCAUUCGGCUAAUUUAUAUGAAGAUUCUCAAACUGCAUAGUGAUUUGAAGAGUAUCUGUCUAGAUUACACAAUAAGUAACUAAUGCAAAUAUUGUCUCUUUUUCCUCCAACAGCUUUUACCGACAGAUCCCCCAAAGAAGCCAGACCCAGUCACUUCAGAAACAGUUGUGUUCUGGGGACUGCGGUUAUGGCAGGUCAUUGGCAUCUUCUCUAUGUUUAUUCUAGCAGUCAGUAAGUAUUUCUCCAAACCUGUCAUAAUAGUGUGCCAGACUCAUUCAAGACUAUUUAUGAGAUGAGAAUAUUCACACACAUUCACUUAAGUACCUAUCAAUCUCACAUCAAUCCUCCCUUGUAAUUAUAUUUACAUAAAUCACAUUAAUAAAAUGCAUGUAUAAAUCAGUCAGUCAGUCUGUCAGUUAGUCUGUCAGUUAGUCAGUCAGUUACUCAGUUACUCAGUUACUCAGUUAGUCAGUCAGUUAGUUAGUUAGUUAGUUAGUCAGUUAGUUAGUUAGUUAGUUAGUCAGUUAGUUAGUUAGUUAGUUAGUUAGUUAGUUAGUUAGUCAGUCAGCCAGUCAGUUAGUUAGUCAGUCAGUCAGUCAGUCAGUCAGUCAGUUAGUUAGUUAGUUAGUUAGUUAGUUAGUCAGUCAGUCAGUCAGUCAGUCAGUUAGUUAGUUAGUCAGUCAGUCAUAACUGACUGACUGACUGACUGACUGACUGACUGACUGACUAAUUAAUUAAUUUACUAACUAACUAACUAACUGACUGGCUGACUGACUGACUGACUAACUAACUAACUGACUGACUGACUGACUGACUGACUGACUAACUAACUAACUAACUAACUAACUAACUAACUAGUUAGUUAGUCAGUCAGUUAGUUAGUUAGUUAGUUAGUUAGUCAGUCAGUCAGUCAGUCAGUCAGUCAGUCAGUCAGUCAGAUAGAAAGUCAAUUUAUCAAUCAGUUAGUCUGUCAGUUAGUCAGUCAGUCAGUUAGUCAGUCAGUUAGUCAGUCAAUUAGUCAUUCAGUUAGUCAGUCAGUCAGUCAGUCAUCAGUCAGUUAGUCAAUCAGUCAGUCAGUCAGUCAAUUAGUCAGUUAGUUAGUCAUUCGGUUAGUCAGUCAGUUAGUCAGUCAGUUAGUCAGUUAGUCAGUCAGUCAGUCAGUCAGUCAUCAGUCAGUUAGUCAAUCAGUCAGUCAGUCAGUCAGUCAGUCAAUUAGUCAGUUAGUUAGUCAUUCAGUUAGUCAGUCAGUUAGUCAGUCAGUUAGUCGGUUAGUCAGUUAGUCAGUUAGUCAGUCAGUCAGUCAGUCAGUCAUCAGUCAGUUAGUCAAUCAGUCAGUCAGUCAAUUAGUCAGUUAGUUAGUUAGUUAGUUAGUUAGUUAGUUAGUUAGUUAGUUAGUUAGUUAGUUAGUUAGUCAGUCAGUCAGUUAGUCAGUAAGUCAGUCAGUUAGUCAGCCAGUCAGUUAGUCAGUCAGUCAGUCAGUCAGUCAGUUAGUCAGUCAGUUAGUGUCAGUUAAUCAGUCAGUCAGUUAGUUAGUUAGUUAGUCAGUCAGUUAAUCAGUUGGUCAGUUGGUCAGUUGGUCAGUUAGAAAGUCAGUUAGUCAGUCAGUCAGUUAUUCAGUUAGAAAAUUAGUUAGUUAGUUAGUUAGUCAGUCAGUUAGUCAGUCAGUCAGUCAGUCAGUCAGUCAGUCAGUUAGAAAGUCAGUUAGUCAGUCAGUCAGUCAGUCAGUCAGUUAGUCAAUCAGUCAGUCAGUCAAUUAGUCAGUUAGUUAGUUAGUUAGUUAGUUAGUUAGUUCAGUCAGUCAGUCAGUCAGUCAGUUAGUCAGUCAGUUAGUCAGCCAGUCAGUUAGUCAGUCAGUCAGUCAGUCAGUCAGUCAGUCAGUUAGUGUCAGUUAGUCAGUCAGUCAGUUAGUCAGUCAGUCAGUCAGUCAGUUAGUUAGUUAGUUAGUUAGUCAGUCAGUUAGUCAGUUAGUCAGUUAGUCAGUUAGUCAGUUAGUCAGUUGGUCAGUUGGUCAGUUAGUCAGUCAGUCAGUUAGUGUCAGUUAUUCAGUCAGUCAGUUAGUUAGUUAGUUAGUUAGUUAGUCAGUCAGUCAGUCAGUUAGUCAGUCAGUCAGUUAAUCAGUUAGUCAGUUGGUCAGUUGGUCAGUUGGUCAGUUAGUUAGUUAGUUAGUUAGUCAGUCAGUCAGUCAGUUAGUUAGUCAGUCAGUCAGUCAGUCAGUCAGUUAGUCAGUCUGUCAGUUAGAAAGUCAGUUAGUCAGUCAGUCAGUUAUUCAGUCAGUUAGUUAGUUAGUUAGUUAGUUAGUUAGUUAGUUAGUUAGUUAGUUAGUUAGUUAGUUAGUCAGUCAGUCAGUUAGUUAAUCAGUCAGUCAGUCAGUUAGUCAGUCAGUUAGUCAGUCAGUCAGUUAUUCAGUUAGAAAGUCAGUUAGUUAGUCAGUCAGUUAGUCAGUCAGUCAGUCAGUUAGUCAGUCAGUUAGAAAGUCAGUUAGUCAGUCAGUCAGUCAGUUAUUCAGUUAGAAAGUCAGUUAGUCAGUCAGUUAGUCUGUCAGUUAGUCAGUCAGUCAGUCAGUCAGUUAGUCAGUUAGUCAGUUAGUCAGUCAGUCAGUUAGUCAGUUAGUCAGUCAGUCAGUCAGUCAUAGUAUCGAUGAGCUAACCACCUCCAGCUUCAACAGGAAAUGCAUCGCUGAUGUUGUCCCCACAGUAAAGGUUCGCUGCUUCCCCAAUCAAAAGCCCUGGAUUAACACAGAGGUAUGCGUUAAGCUUAAGGACAGAACUACUGCACACAGAGCUAUCGCAGCCAACCCAGAUGCUAUGGCUGAGGACACGAACGCGUACAAGAAGUUACCUCCGCAGAGCCAUCAAACAGGUAAAAGGACAAUAUAGGAACAAGGUGGAAUCUGAUUUUACCGGCUCCGACACUCGACGCAUGUGGCAAGGGCUACAGUCCAUUACAGAUUACAAAAGAAGACCUAGCCGUGAUCUGCCCAACAAUGCCUCUCUACCAGACGAACUCAAUGCAUUUUAUGCACGCUUCAACAAAAACAACACCGAGCCAUGUAUGAGGGCCAUCGCCGUCCCAGAGGACUGGGUGAUCUCGCUCUCCGAGGAAAUCGUAAGGCUUUUCAUCUGCUCAACACUUGCAAGGCCGCGGGGAUGGAUGGUAUUCCAGGGAGUGAUCUCAGAAUUUGCGCAGACCAGCUGGCAGGCAUCUUCACAGUCAUUAUCAACCUGUCUGUAAUCCUCACAUGUCUCGGACCACCAUCAUUCAUUUUCCCAAGAACUCUAUGGCUACCUGCCAUAAUGACUACCACCCUGUAGCAUUCACAUUUGUAAUAAUGAAGUGCUUUGAAAGGCUGAUCAUGGCACACAUCAACUCCAUCAUCCCAGACACCCUAGACCCACUCCAAUUUGCAUACUGACCCAACAGAUCUCCAGAUGAUGCAAUCUCAAUUGCAUUCCACACUGACCUCUCCCACCUGGACAGGAGGAAUACCUAUGUGAGAAUGCUGUUCAUCGACUACAGCUCAGUGUUUAACACCAUAGUGCCCUCCAAGCUCGUCACCAAGCUUGGAACCCUGGGACUGAACACUUCCCUCUGCAACUGGAUCCUGGACUUCCUGACCGGCCGACCCCAGGUGGUGAGAGUAGGUAACAACACAUCCACCAUGCUGACCCCCCCCCCCCCCCAGGGGUGUGUGCUUAGCCCCCUCCUGUCCUCCCUGUUUACCCACGACUUUGUGGACUGCAGGAAACGGGGGGGCGACGGGCUGCUGUGUACAAACGGGGGGCGACGGGCUGCAGUGUAGAGGGUCAAGAGCUUCAAGUUUCUCAGUGUCCACAUCACUGAGGUCCUCUCACACCAGCCCAGUCGUGAAGAAGGCACGGCAGCGCCUCUUCUCCCUAAGGGGGCUGCAAAUAUUUGGUAUGGCCCCUCAGAUCCCCAGGAACUUUUACAGAUGCACGAUCAAGAGCAUCCUGACUGGUUGUAUCACCGUCUGGUAUGGCAACUGCACCGCCCUCAACCGGGUGGUGCGGAUGGCCCAGCGCAUCACUUGGAGCCAUCCAGGACGUACAUGCCAGACAGUGUCUGAGAAUGGCCCGAAAAAUUGGCAAAGACUCCAGCCACCCAAACAUUGACUGCUCUCCAUAGUCCUGUCCGGCAAGCGGCACCGGUGCAUCAAGGCUCAGAGCAACAGACUCCUAAACAGCUUCUAUCCCCUGGCCAUAAGACUGUUAAAUGGCUAACAGCUACUGCUCUCCCUCUCCCACAGACUAUCCACACCGGCUCUAUGCCCAUCCAACAGGUCUCUACCCACUCUGACACAAACACCUUCACUGUCACUCUUUAUUUUAUAAAAAAAAUUUACCCCCUUUUUCUCCCCAAUUUCAUGAUAUCCAAUUACAAUCUUGUCUCAUCGCUGCAACUCCCCAAAGGGCUUGUGAGAGGCGAAGGUUGAGUUAUGCGUACUCCCGAAACAUGACCCACCAAAUCACGUUUCUUAACACCCGCCUGCUUAACCCAGAAGCCAGCUGCACCAAUGUGUCGGAGGAAACACCGCUCAACUGACGACGAAGUCAGCCUGCAGGCGCCCAGCCCGCCACAAGGAGUCGCUAGAGUGCAAUGAGCCAAGUAAAGCCCUCAUGACUCUGGGCCAAUUGUGCGCCGCCCAAUGGGACUCCCAGUCAUGUCAGGUUGUGACACAGCCUGGGAUCGAACCCGGAUCUGUAGUGACGCCUCAAGCACUGCAAUGCAGUGCCUUAGAGCGACACUCGGGAGGCCCCACUCUUGUGUGUUACAUUUUUAUAUAUAUUUAUUAUCUACACUGAGUGUACAAAACAUUAUGAAUACCUGCUCUUCACUGACCAGGUGAAUCCAGGUGAAAGCUAUGAUCCCUUAUUGAUGUCACUAGUUUAAUCCACUUCAAUCAGUGUCGAUGAAGGGGAGGAGACAGGUUAAAGAAGGAUUUUUAAGCCUUGAGACAAUUGAGACAUGGAUUGUGCAUGUGUACCAUUCAGAGGUUGAAUGGUCAAGUCAAAAGAUUGAAGUGCCUUUGAACGAAGUAUGGUAGUAGGUGCCAGGCGCACCAGUUUGUGUCAAGAAUUGCAACGUUGCUGGGUUUUUCACGCUCAACAGUUUUCCGUGUAUAUCAAGGAUGGUCCACCACCCAAAGGACAUCCAGCCAACUUGACACAACUGUGGGAAGCAUUGAAGUCAACAUGGGUCAGCAUCCCUAUGGAUCGCUUUCAACACCUUGUAGAGUCCAUGCCCCAACGAAUUGAGGCUGUUCUGAGGGCAAAAGGGGGGGUGCAACUCAAUAUUAGGAAGGUGUUCUUAAUGUUUUGUCCACUCAGUAUAUAUUAUUAUUAUUAUCAAUACAUUGUUCGGAAAGAGCUCUUAAGGUGAGAAUUUCACUGUACUGUUUUACAGCUGUUGUAUCCUGUGCAUAUGGCGAAUAAACUUUGAACUUGAAACUUUGAAACUUGAAUAUCUCUUUAAGCAUGGUCUAGUUAAUAAUUAUGCUGUAGAUGAUGUAUUACACCACCCAGACACAUCAAAGAUACAGUUGUCCUGAACUGAGGUGCAGGACAGGAAGGAAACUGCUCAGGGAUGUCACCAUGAGGCCAUUGGGGAUUUUAAAACAGAUACAGUGUUCAAUGGCUGUGAUGGGAGAAAACUGAGGAUGGAUAAAAAAAUAUAUAUAUACAGAAUAUAUUCCAAAACAUGCAUCCUGUAUGCAACAAGGCACUAAAGAAAUAAUGCAAAAAAAAACAUGGCAAAGGAAUGCACUUUUUGGCCUAAAUGCAAAGCCUUAUGUUUGGGGCAAAUCCUAGAGCAAAAUCUGCUUCAGGCUGCUUUACACCAGACACUGGGAGAGGAAUUUCACCUUUCAACAGGACAAUAACCUACUGUACAACACAAGGCCACAUCUACACUGGAGUUGCUUACCAAUAAUUAAUGUUCCUGAGUGGCCAAGUCAGCAAGACAAAGGAGCUGAUCGUGGACUACAGGAAACGGAGGGGCGAGCACGCCCCCAUCCACAUCGAUGGGGCUAUAGUGGAGCGAGUCGAAAGCUUCAAAUUCCUCGUUGUCCACAUCACUAAGGAAUUAACAUGGUCCACAGACACCCACACAGCUUUGAAGAGGGCACAACAGCGCCUCCUCCCCCUCAAGAGGCUGAAAAGGUUUGGCAUGGGCCCACAGAACCUCAAAAAGAUCUACAGCUGCACCAUUGAGAGCAUCUUGACUGGCUGCAUCACCGAUUGGUAAGGCAACUGCAAGGCACCCGACCGCAAGGUGCUACAGAAGGUGGUGAGUACGGCCGAGCUCCCUGCUAUCCAGGACCUCUAUACCAGGCGGUGUCAGAGGAAGGCCCAAAAAUUGUUCAAAGACUCCAGCCACCCAAGCCAUUGACUUUUAUCUCUGCUAUCGCACUGCAAGCGGUACCAGUGUACCAAGUCUGGAACCAACAGGACCCUGAACAGCUUCUACCCUCAAGCCAUAACACUGCUAAACAAGACUGCUAAAUAGCUAAUCAAAUGGCUAGCCGGAUUACCUGCAUGGACCCUUUUUUGCACUAACUCUCUUGCACUGACUCAGCACACACACUGGACUCUACCCACACACUCACACAUACUUACACGGACACCCCAACACACACAUACACACCCCAACACACACACACUUUUUUGCACUAACUCUCCUGCACUGACUCUAUGCACACACUGGACUCUACCCACACACUCACACAUAUGUAAAUUGACACCCCAACACGCCCACACACAUAACACAUACGCCCACACACAUAACACACGCACACAUGCAUACUGACGCAACACACACACACACACACACACACAGACAUACUUUCACACUCACCACAUACGCUGCUGCUACUGUCUAUUGUCUAUCCUGUUGCCUAGUCACUUUACCCCUACCUAUAUCUACAUAGCUACCUCAGUUACCUCGUACCCCUGCACAUCGACCCGGUACUGGUACUCCCUGUAUAUAACCAUGUUAUUUUUACUCGUUAUUGUUAUACAGUCUAUUUAUUUAUCGUGUCACUAUUUCUAUAUAAUGUACCAGUCAAAAGUUUGGACACACCUACUCAUUCAAGGGUUUUUCUUAAUUUUGUACAUUGUAGAAACAGCACUCAAUUACACGGGACAAUCUGUGGAGUUUAGUUUUACUUGGCUAAAGAGACGUUGGUCUCAAUGGGACUCUGCUAAAAUAAAGGUCAAAUAAAUAUCAUGGUCCUGUAAUAUUAUAUGCACUGAAUUGUCAUGAUGGUUAUUGUGAGGGAGGGUUCCAAAUGGUCAUGGCAUCGUCUAUUUGGGAUUGCUUUAUCGACCACAUGAUGCAUGGUUCAAUAAGGGGUGGAGGACAGCAAUUACACUUCACAAGACAAAGAUGGCAUUCUAUUUUAGUGAUAAUCCAUCAGACAUCUAUACAGUAAUAAUUUACCAUGUCACAACAUAGACCGAAUCAACAAAAAGGAAAAUAGUCUGAUAACAGCGGAUACUGAAUAGUGUCACUAUUACAGUUAUAUAAUAGCUGUAAUGUGACACCGUUGAGUAGUGUCUAGUUCAAUAGGUCUUCAGAUGUACUUCAGAAACACGUAUAACAUUCCACAUGGGAAAUACUAUUAUAUUUCAUCUCUCUCUUUCUCUCCCUCUUUCUCCAUUUGUAAGUCAUUACCCUAUGCUGCAUCUUCAAAUGCCGUAUCCCCAGGACAAAGAAGGAGAUUGAGGCGCGACACGCUCAGAGAGUAGCAGCUAAGGACUACGCCAACACACUGGAGACAGUGCCUCCUCUCAACGAGCUCACAGAGAUCCCAGGAGGUAAGUAGGCUAAAGCUCCUCUUAGACCCUCCUCAAUAACACUACGGUGCACAUUUUAGGAAAUCCCUUCUGCCUAUGACAAAAGUCCCUAGGAGGUAGUUGUGUUGUACAUUUUAGGACAUCCCUACUACUCCCUAUGACAAAGUCCCUGGGAGGCAGGUGCGGUGUACAUUUUAGGACGUCCCUUCUCCCUGUGACAAAUGUCCCUACUCCCUAUGAACUACAUUAUAACUUUAUGAAUGGAAAAAAGUCACACACUCAUCUCUCCUUGGUGAAAUAAAUCCACAGCAAGGAGAAAAAAUGAAGUGUGAGGUGUGCAUCCUUUAUUUACCUACUCUACUCUAAGAACUACUCUGACAGGCAACUGCUGGGCGAGUUUUGGAUGCUAUUGAUGAAAUGCCACCUGCUAGGCCUGUUUAUACAGUAGGAGAAUCAUAGCUGUUUGACUUGGAUCACCUAACGUGACGGCCCCUGACAGCUUUUGUAUUAAUUAAUUUGAUGUUUUUCUCAGAUUUCAUCAUAUUAUGCUAAUGGUCAUUACUUCGAAUCAUACGAAGCUAAGAUAUGUUUUCUCUCAUUUCCGAUGAAUAACAAACAGCGAAAUCACAGACCUAUGUCUGACUCUCUCUGGAUGCAAAUGUUCUUUUGAAUUAGUUCAUAUUUUCCCAGUCCUAUCUGACUGAAGAUGUAGAUAGAGUCAACAUACUCAGACACAUAGUCUUGGCCUUGCAGGAAGAUACAAACACACUCUGGAUUAAUGAAUACAGGAUAUCCAAAGGGUCAUUGACUUUACAUUAAAGCUUUUUCCUCUUCUAUGUCAGUGUCUGUCUCCUCCUUUGCAACUGUUCUAUCUUUCAUGCCUUCCUUUUGGCUUCUUCCUCCCUCAAUCCUCCAUCUUCCAACCCUAUCCCUUCCAUUUGACCUGUACCCUUCCUCUCCAAACCCUGUCUUUCCUCCUCUCUUCCUUGUGUUCCUCUCUCUCUUCCUCUUCACUAUCCUCUCUCUCUCUUCAUCCUUCCUCUUUUCCUCCUCGUCCUCCCUGUCCUCCUUCUCAUCCUACUCUCUAUCCUCACACUCGUCCUCCACUCUAUCCUCCCUCUCUUCCUCCCCCACAUCCUUCUCCUUCUCUUCCUCUUCAUCCUGUCCCUUCAGCCCUCCCGGACACUGCAUCCCUCCCGACAGUCUCUGAGCAGGUCCAGGCUCGCAGCGCCAGCAGCAGCCAGCUCCCAGUGGUGAGAGAGGAGGAGGAGCUCACUGACCCCUUUACUCAACCUGAGACGGGAUGACUUUCCUCCCUCCUUCUCCUCCUCCCGGCCCCCCUCACUCAGCCUGAGACUGGAUUACGUCCAUCCCUCCGUUUCCUCUUUCUUCUUAUCUCUUCUCACCUUCCCUCUCUCCCCAUUCCUAUUUAUCUUCUGACAAAGUGGGCAAUCCACUAGAGGGAAUAUUGGAGCAUGCAGCUCAGCAUUCAGUAAUUCACAAAAAAGGUUUGAAUAGCUUAAUAGAAUAGUUCAUUGAAUAGCUCAGCGUUCAUCGUUACUUCCCAGAAAGAAUGACUUGGACAUUGUUGAGAAUGUUGCCUGCUGAAGAGUUACAAUUGUAGGUGUUAAGUACUUGAAAUGGGCUAUUACCUGAUCUGCUCUUUGUUGAUAUACUCAUCCUUGUCAAUCACACAUUGAUUGUACGUUGGACACUGCAAGUUCAGUAUCUGGUAGCCAACUGUGGAUGAUGAAAAAAUAGAGUUGAAUCUUUUGUCAGUGAUGUUGCACGUCUAUGCCUGUCAUUCGUUGUUUGUCAUUCACUAUUUUUCCUUCUCUUUCUCUGACUCAAUCUGUAAGCUUGGCUUUGAAUAAAUAUAGCUUCCCUUUUAUAUAAGCUUAUACAGUAACAACCGUGAUAACCAAAUAAUAAAAAAAUAACCCUGGUCCUGGAGAGCUACAAGGUACUCAGGCUUGUUCUCGACCUAGAACCAACCAUGUCUUAAUUGUUAGUCGAAUCGCAUGUUUUAGUGUUUAAAAAAAUGCCUGCACACCAUGUGUAGAUCAUCCAGGUCUAUGGUUGGUGGCCACUGACA